This is a messenger RNA of Manis javanica (Malayan pangolin), 4070 nucleotides long. It is a transcript of the gene IL1RAPL1, whose product is annotated as interleukin 1 receptor accessory protein like 1. Gene Ontology annotation, biological process: signal transduction; negative regulation of exocytosis. NCBI's taxonomy places the organism in Eukaryota, Metazoa, Chordata, Mammalia, Pholidota, Manidae. The record is from RefSeq and is a predicted model, not a curated record.
GCUAAUCUAACCUGCAGAGCUUUCUUUGGGUAUAGCGGAGAUGUCAGUCCUCUAAUUUACUGGAUGAAGGGAGAGAAGUUUAUUGAAGAUCUGGAUGAAAAUCGAGUUUGGGAAAGUGACAUCAGAAUUCUCAAGGAGCAUCUUGGGGAACAGGAAGUUUCCAUCUCGUUAAUUGUGGACUCAGUAGAGGAAGGUGACUUGGGAAAUUACUCCUGUUACGUUGAAAAUGGGAAUGGACGUCGGCAUGCCAGCGUUCUCCUUCACAAACGCGAACUAAUGUACACAGUUGAACUUGCUGGAGGGCUCGGUGCUAUCCUUUUGCUGCUUGUUUGUUUGGUGACCAUCUACAAGUGUUACAAGAUAGAAAUCAUGCUUUUCUACAGGAAUCAUUUUGGGGCUGAGGAACUGGAUGGAGACAAUAAAGAUUAUGAUGCAUACUUAUCAUACACCAAAGUGGAUCCUGACCAAUGGAAUCAAGAGACUGGGGAAGAAGAACGCUUUGCUCUUGAAAUCCUACCUGAUAUGCUUGAAAAGCAUUAUGGAUAUAAGUUGUUUAUACCAGAUAGAGAUUUAAUCCCAACUGGAACAUACAUUGAAGAUGUGGCAAGGUGCGUAGAUCAAAGCAAGCGGCUGAUUAUUGUCAUGACCCCAAAUUAUGUAGUCAGAAGAGGCUGGAGCAUCUUUGAGCUGGAGACUAGACUUCGGAACAUGCUUGUGACUGGAGAGAUUAAAGUGAUACUAAUUGAAUGCAGUGAACUACGAGGAAUUAUGAACUACCAGGAGGUGGAGGCCCUCAAGCAUACCAUCAAGCUCCUGACGGUUAUCAAAUGGCAUGGGCCAAAAUGCAACAAGUUGAACUCUAAGUUCUGGAAACGUUUACAAUAUGAAAUGCCUUUUAAGAGGAUAGAACCCAUUACACAUGAGCAGGCUUUAGAUGUUAGUGAGCAGGGGCCUUUUGGGGAGCUGCAGACUGUCUCAGCCAUUUCCAUGGCCGCAGCCACCUCCACAGCUCUAGCCACUGCCCAUCCAGAUCUCCGUUCCACCUUUCACAACACGUACCAUUCACAAAUGCGUCAGAAACACUACUACCGAAGCUAUGAGUACGACGUACCUCCCACUGGCACCCUGCCUCUUACCUCCAUAGGAAAUCAGCAUACCUAUUGUAACAUCCCUAUGACACUCAUCAAUGGGCAGCGGCCACAGACAAAAUCAAGCAGGGAGCAGAAUCCAGAUGAAGCCCACACAAACAGUGCCAUCCUGCCACUGCUGCCAAGAGAGACCAGUAUAUCCAGUGUGAUUUGGUGACAGAAAAGCAAGGGACACCCAGUCCCUGGGAGCUUGAGUGGAGUCUGCAGUCCAGUGCCUGGAACUAAAUCCUCGACUGCUGCUGUUAAAAACAUGCAUUACAAUCUCUAGAACAUGAGGAAAAACAGGGUCUUGUACAUAUGUUUUUUGCAAUUUCUUUGUAGCAUCAGUGUCUUCCUGUUUUACCAUGUCUCUUACCAUUACAUUUUUUGACUUUGUUUUAUAUGUCAUUGGAAUUUGUAAAUUUACAUUUUUUUAAAGAAGAGACUUAUAUAUAGAUAGAAAACCCUUCUUUGCUUAAUUAGUUUAGUUUUAGAAUGGGUUUAUUUCCUUUUCUUGAUUUUGUUUUGCUUUUAACAUUUCCUUGGGGUGCUUGGACAAAUCAAUCCGAUGGGACAAGGAGCACCGGAUCCUCUCUUGGGUUCUGCCUAGGAUCAGCUGGUCCAUGUGGGCCUUCAGAAAGCAGCGCAACUAAUGCCAGCAUUGCCAUUUGGGAAUCCAAACAAAAGAUGAGAAGAACACUUGUUCGUAGGAGGGCCCCGCCCACCAGAGCACUGAAUCUCUUCCUUGUCCCGCCUCAUUCCCCACCUCUACCCUUCCAAUGGCGGCAUGAUGUGUGAACUCUGAGGAGGGGUGGGGGUGGGUUUAACUGUCUUAACAUUUAAUUCACUGCUCGUCAGAAUACACUCCAGACCCAAAAGUGUGCUAGUCACUUGACGGUGACCACUACAGAGUGCUAAGAAGAGAAGAUCAAGGGCAUGAAAAUGGGGGAGAGAGUGUUGUUUCCGUUUUUUAAAUGAGUUGAUGUACCCUUAUAUAAAUAUAUAUAUAUAUAUAUAUAAACACAACAAAACAAAAGAAACAAAAAAAAACAAAACAAAACAAAAAAACACACAAAAAAACAAAAACAAAAAAAUCAAGCCCUAUAUUUGAUCACUUCCUGGAAAGGCAUGAAUGUGUUUGUGGCUGUUUUUGUUUGAUAUUCUACUUCCUCUUUUCCCUCUAUAAUUUUUUCUGCAAAUGAGAUUAUGUGCAAAUGCCAGGCAAGUUAGCAAGUUAACUCAAAAGGGUGAAUCAACACAAGUCAAAAUGAAAUUUACAUUGAAGGCUUCCAAACCAAAGGGAAGGACAGGAUGUGUCAUCAAAUGUGUUUUGUCACCUUGUAUUAUACAAAGUGUGUUAUUUUCUAUUUCUAAAGAGUCAGAACAAAUCUGUGAAACUUAUUAUGGGGUCCCCUUGUAUUUAAAUGUUAAUUCACUGUAUUUAAUUUUCAAUGCUGCAUUCAGAAUUAAGUGUUUGGUUUCAGUUUGUGAACAUAAGCAACACUUACUAAUAAUCAAAGUGUUUAUAUAAGAACCCAGGAGGUCAAACAUACGAAUACCAACAGAAAUCAGUAUUUUCAAAAUAUACAUUAUUUACAUGAGAUAGUUUUUAAAUUAGAUGAGAAAGUGUUUAAUAUAAUUUUACUGUAUAAAAAAUUAGUUUUAUUUUAACUGUAUAAUUCUAUCUUUCAGAAAGCUGACGCUCCCAGGAAAUUCAUCCCUUACCAUGUAGCUUUGUGUUUGAAGUCGAUGACAUAAGCAGCUAAUACAUAUUCAUAUUGAAGAUGAUGCAAAAUCAAUAAUCAUAAAGGAACUUACAGAGGGCAGAAUUGUUAAAGGGAAAUAUUACCUAAGUAGCUUUUAGUUUUAAAAAAUCCAAUGUGAUGAAAACACUGGUAAUAGAACUUACACAUUACUUUAGUGUUUCACUGUAGGAGCUUCCAUUCCAGUCACCGUCUGUGAGCUUGUGUAGUGACUUUUGUAUGUUUGGUUUAUUUCUACCACUAUGUAAUGAGAAAAUAAUUAUACAGUUUUUGUCACAGUACUACGGUGUGAGUUGGCCACAAAAAAAGGUGUAAACUUCAGAAGAGUUCAUUGGGGAGGUAAGAUUGAAUUGCAUAUGUAUGAGAGAUGAGUAUAAGAAUUCUGUGACAAUGCAGAGGUCUCAGUAUUUGUGUGACAAAGUGAAGGAACCUCAGGAUGUGCAUUGAUUUUUAUUUGCUGGAAAAAUAUGUCCAUUUCCCUGACAACUCACCUGGGUCCUCCUCUACAAUCUGUUCCUUAUUCCCUUGCUCCCUUUGGAUCCAUGUCAUAUUUUCUCAAACCAGAACUGAAGCUGCAAGGACACAUAAACCUUAAGGUCAGCUUUGUACAUUGGGUUAUUUUCAGAAUCCAAGAAGGCCAUUGUUUACUGUGUAUUAUGGACACCUGUCAGGGACUGGUGGCAGUGAACCCCAUUGGACUGGAUUCCAGACUCCCCCAGUGCUCAGAAAACUGUAAACAUGGCAAUGGCCUGGUUUGUUUCUUUGUUUUUUAAUUUUCUUAAGUGCACGAUGGAAGUGUGGAAUAAAUGUAGAGGAAGUAAUCAGACCACAGUCAUAUUUUAGGCAUUCAUAGGUGUUAAUUUAGCUGCAUUGGGAGUACAUUUUUUGUUCUAUUUUUAGUGUAGAUUUAAGCACUUUGAAUAGCAUGAUUCAGGGAUGGAUGGGUAAUAUUUGAUAUUCUCACAACUUAAGAAACGUUUUUUUUUUCUUCUAAUGCUUUGUCAUAUUUUUUAAAAAAUAAAGUAAUGGAGAAGAAGCUAUCUGUGGCUUUAGAAACAUUCCUCCCAAGUAUUCCCCUAUCAGUUCCUUGUGAGAACAAAUGAAGGAGGCUGUCAUGUGUUCACGUGCUCUAUGUUUAACAAAAGUUACAUUAGAACUCACAAUAAAAGAAAAAAAUGUA